AUGCCACCAGUCGCGGUUGAUCACUCUUACGUCAAUCUAUCCAAAUCAGAGUAUGACUCACAACCCAGUACUAGCCAACCCCCAGUUAUUCCUGCGCGACGCAACAAGCCGAUUCGUACUACCGAUCAUAUAGCGACAUCGCCAGUGUUGCCCGACAUAGCCAGACGGACCAAGACUGCAUCGAACAUUGUCGAAGGGCAGGGACGGCAAAAGGAGGAUGAAGAGGACACCUAUAAUAAUCAAGCCUUAAGUAAGUUUAGAAAAGUUGUGAAUUAUGAAUAG
Messenger RNA from Protopolystoma xenopodis, 282 nucleotides. NCBI's taxonomy places the organism in Eukaryota, Metazoa, Platyhelminthes, Monogenea, Polystomatidea, Polystomatidae. The record is from the annotation of a GenBank genome assembly.